Molecule: messenger RNA, 1761 nt
Organism: Plasmodium gallinaceum
Lineage: Eukaryota; Apicomplexa; Aconoidasida; Haemosporida; Plasmodiidae
Product: conserved Plasmodium protein, unknown function
Exons: 1
Coding region: 1-1761 (586 amino acids)
Biological process (GO): fatty acid metabolic process
Molecular function (GO): medium-chain fatty acid-CoA ligase activity
Source: RefSeq, a predicted model, not a curated record
AUGUGUAUAAAAAUCUAUUCAAAUUCUCUAUUAAUGAAAAGAAGUAAUUUUAGUACUCUCAAAAAUUUGUUUAACAGUUCAUUUAAUGUUUAUACAAAUAAAUAUAGUGUGUCAUCUAAAGAAUUUUUCAAUGAUGUUUAUUUGAUGAAUAAAAAACUAUUAUAUUAUAUAAAUGAUUAUUUUAAAUUAAAUGAUGAAUCUAAUUAUAAUGUGAAAAAAAUAGGUAGUCUCUUCCCUCCAUGUUACUCUCAACUUAUUUCUAAGUUUUGCAUUUUAAUGAAUAAUUUUGAUUUUAUAUCAAUUCCUACACCAAUAAAAAAAUCAAUACAAAUAAAAGAAAAAUAUGCAUUCUUUUUAUCAGAAAAUAAUACUAGUUUAAUUUUAUGUCAUCCUUUCUAUAAACAUUAUAUAGAAGAAAUAUCUUUUAAUUUACAAAUUCCAUUUUUGAUUUGUUAUGAUAAACCUGAUAUUUUAUCUCAUGAAGAAUAUCUAGAAGAUCUACAAGAAGGAAAAGAAAAUUUCUCUGAAAAAUUUUUAUAUGAUUCAAAAAAAUAUGAAAAAUAUAAGAACAAAGAAAAGGAAUUAUUAAACGAAAUGAAAAAUAUAUAUUUUAACAAUGGAAAGAUAAAAAAUAAAGAAAAAACAAAUGAAAAACAUUUCAUUGAAAAAUGGGAAGAACUAAAAGACAAAAAUAAUGUUUCUAUUCAUCUACAGUUAUCAAAAGAAAAUGAAUGCGAUAAAAGCAUAAAAUUUCUGUUAUCAAAUAUAUUUAAUCAAUCUAAGAAUUUCAAUAAAAUAAUGAAAUUUAAUGAAAAAGAUAAUGUUUUAUUAUGUAUUCCACCAAAUAAUAUACAAUAUUUUGAUAUAAUAUUUAGUGUCAUACAUGCAGGUGGAACUAUUGUAUUUCCUGAAGUAAAUAAAAAUAAAUUAAUAAAUAAUAAUGAUUAUAUGAAAUGGUUUAAAAAUAAUAUGAAAAAAAAAAAUAACAACUUUUCAAUUCAUAAUUUAAUUAUAAAAAAUGACUUUAUUAAUAGUGAUUUUUAUUUCAUCGAUGCUUUAAGCUUAUUUGAAGAAAUACAACAAUCAGAAAAGUUUAUAAGUGUAUUAGUAUGUAACAAUUACUUAAUUCGUGAUUUUAUUUUUUUUUUUGAAAAUUCUGAAAUUAAUAAUAUAACAAAAAAUGAAUUUAUUAAUAAUAAGGCUAGUAAUGUUCGUAUCAUAUUAAUAAAUGGUAAUGAAAUUAUGCCAGGAAUUAAUAAGAAAUAUUUGGAAAAAAUAAAGAAAAUAUUCAUAAACGCAAAAAUAUAUCAGAGAUAUGUAAUACAAGAAAUAGGUACUGUAUGCUUAAUGGAAUUAAGUCAGUUAGAAGAUGAAAAUAUAAAAUAUGAAAGGAAUAUAGCUGGUUAUUUACUACCAGACAUAAAUAUAAAAAUUGAUUCAAAAACAAAUAUAUUGAAAAUUAAAUCAGAUAAUUUAUUUACUGAAUAUUAUAACAACAACAAUGUAACAUCAAAUUCUUUUGAUGAAAAUGGAUUUUUUAAAACAAAAUACAUAGUUUCUAUAAAAGAAGAUUCGCUAUUAAGAAUUGAAGGAAUUCACAAUGAAAUCAAAAAUUUACCAGAAGAGUAUUAUUUGUAUUUUAAACAAAGAAGAGAUAAAAUGGAAAAAUUACCACCUGGUUAUUUGAAAAGAGUUCGUUUACACGGACAAAUAUGGGGUAACUUUCAUGCAAAUAAAAAAAAUUGGAAAAGAAAAUUUUAA